AAGUUUUCUUUGGAGAGAGAGAUGUAUGUAACAAGGCUGCUUUCCCACAUCCAGAGUUCUCCAGAAUCUCUUUCAUUACCAUCAGAUGGCCCAAAUUCUGGGUUUUUAGUAAUUCAAGACAAAAAUUCAGAGACUACUACUUUUUUUGGAUUGCUUAAAAAUCGGUACGUGAAGGACCUGCCUUUACCUCAGAACAAGGAGCUGCAUGUUGAGUACUCCUCUGACGACGAGGAAACAACCUUUGUUCCAGUUGUCAAUAAGCCACUGUCUUCCAAUCUCUAUUAUGCAUUAAAGCCUCACAGGUCUCACAAAGGGGAAGCAUAUGCUUGUUCAAAGGAAGAAGACAUCGAUACGAGUUGUUGCUGUAACAGCAUCCUAGAUGUCCAACCGAGACCGUUAGAUCCCAAUGACAUAUAUCAACAAUUUCAUAUCGUUCCUUACCAAAGAGGUGGUCAAUUUCAUGCCAAAUCAAUUGCGCCAGAUGGGAUUCCUCCAAACUUCUUGAGAACAAAAGGGUGGCGCAUGGCCUUUUACGUUGUUCGAUUCGCGAAACCCAUCCCGUUUCGUACACUUUGA
Camellia sinensis is the source of this 576-nucleotide messenger RNA. The record is from RefSeq and is a predicted model, not a curated record. Lineage: Eukaryota; Viridiplantae; Streptophyta; Magnoliopsida; Ericales; Theaceae.